GUGAGAAACAAGAGGUGAAGGUUGUGCCAGUUGUAGCAGAGUGCAAACUUUGCACAUGUGAUAACAGUGGUCCCACAAGCAAGGCAAGAACAAAGUAAGUUUGUGAUGAUCAAGUGUGGAGUUUAGAACGGUAAAAACGUAGAUGAUCGUUUGUAAUUAUUUUUCUCAUUUCAGAUCUUUGUAUGCUAAAGGGUUGAAAAUGUUUUAGCUCCUGCAGGAAAUUCAGUGUUUUUAACAAAUAUUGUUCUUUCUUAAAAGUUACAACAAUGAAUUUUAAAACUCAAUCAAAAUUUCUUCUAUACAACUUGUCUAUUUCACACAUUAUCACCACAUGUCCAACUAUAUAUUUUAUUGGAAAUUAUAUAGUUUACUUUGAGGUGGUGACAUUUUAAUAAGAUCAAUAAAAGGUACAAGUGAAAAUCUUCCUCCUAUAUAUGCACACAUUUUAACACUUAAUAUCCACAUAGCAUAUAUAGUACUAAAAAAAAAACUGUUGUAUCCAAAUGACUUUUCCCUAUCGCAAUGGUGAAGAAUCUAUAUUACAACAGCUAGUGUAAUCAACAGGAAUGUCUAAUGAAAACUAAAUUGCUGUCAAAUUCAUCAUCUGAGUUAUUUUUUUAACAAAACUUCCAUCAAUAAGUGUAAAAAAAAAGCAACUCAAUAUUUGAUGAAAAUCCUUACUUUAAUCAAGCUAUUUUCAUUUCAAUUAUGAAUGAAGUAAACAUGCUAAGGGUGUGCCAAAGGGAGGCUAUUCAUGAAUUAUUUUUUUUGCUUUGCAUCUCAUGGAUAUAAAGUGGGAAACUGAUAUUAUUCUACAUGUUCAAGUCUACCUACUGAGAAAUCAUCUCAUCACCCAUGUUUAUUAACACUUGAACCCCCACCACCAUGUGUGAUAGUGAUUUAGAUAUUUAGGAUGCUUUGUUUUUCAAAUAAAAUUGUAUCCUGUGAAAGGCUACUUAGAAUUAAAUAACAUGAAUUCAAAAAAUAUUUUGUGGAUUACAUACAUGCUAAAAUUUAUGAAAAAAUUUGUAAUUUAACUAUUUUACGCCAUCUUUUUUCUAUGUCGUGACUUCACAGAAUUCCUAAAAUCUAUUUUGGUACUCGCACACACAAACAAGUAGCCCAGAUCGUGAGAGAGCUUAGGAAGACCCAAUACAGCAAUGUCAAGUACGUUUACAACAAACCUGUGUGAAGUAUGUGCUCCAGUGUUUUCAAUACUGGAUAGUCACAAAUCUCCAAGAAAUUUCUGUUAAAGUUAAAUAUCUAUUAUCUAAUAAAUCAUGUGAAUUUUAUAAGAGUCGUAAACAUCAUUGGUUUGUGUGUAUAUUAUAAGUAAUGUAAAUGCCACGGGUUUGCAUGCAGUAAGCGGGAUCUUGUCUGUCAUUCUCAUUUAACAGGCCCAUUUUGUAUUAAAUAAUUUUAAUAACAUAUCUUCAGAACUAUGACUUUGAUUUUGAUAAUAAAAUGCUAUACAACGCAUUUAUUUCUGGUCCCUGUCCUUAGAAAUAUUGCUGACUUUGUGGUCACUUAUAAUGUACAAGAAGAUGUAUUUUUUCUUAAAUAUGCAUUUUAUAAAAAAAAAUAUUUUAAAAAAGGGGGCAAUUUUAGAUAAACUUAAAAUAACAAAAUAUUACAUUAGAAAGAGGAGUACAAGUAUUCUAAAUCUAACAUCAAAAAUGUAUUUCUCCUGCUAGAAUGACCAUCCUAGGAAGUCGAGAGCAUACAUGUAUUCAUCCGGAGGUAUCCAAAAUGAAGGCUAAGAACGAUGGCUGCAAAGAACUACUCAAUGUAACAUUACUAUUUUUUUUCCUUCUUAACUUCAUCUUUACAUUUUAGAACAGGAAUAACUUUAUCAGGGUUUCUUAAUAUAAACUUAAUUAUAUUUUUCAGAAUUAAAAAAUUCCAUGACACACAGAUUCUUAUUGUUGAUAGUUAUAGCAUUAAAUCUAGUUAUCCCAUUUUUUUUUUUUUUUGGUUUGAUAGAGCCAUCUUUAUUAAGAUAUGGUAGAAUUUUAUUAUCCAUAUUUGGCUAUCUAUGUAUAUGAGAGUAUAAAUUAUAAAUCUAAAAUUUUGCUGAGAUUCACACUCAACUGAUGAAAAUCCUGCAGAUUUGUCUGAAUAGAGACUGAAAGAAAUUCAUUGAGCAUGCCACCAGUCUCAUUAUCAUUUCAGGGUCCAGGUUGUCGUUUUAAAGAUUCAACUCAGAGGUUUACCUCACAAAAUGUUGUUAAAGGAAUGGGGCUUAACAAUGCCUGGGACAUAGAGGACCUGGUACAGUUGUGUAAAGUGAAAAAAGUAAGUAGGACUUACAGAAUUUAGUGUAGCUGUGCUGACAAAAAUAAUUUUCAUUUUUAGUAACUAAGAAAAGAUAUAUUUGUUUGGCAUUUUAAUGUAACAUUACAUGUACCAUUUGCACCUAUAUCCUUACCGUAUUAUAAAAUUAUUAUGAACAAUUUUGUUUUUCCGAAAAUGAAUUUUUAAGAAGUUAAUUAAAAAAUUAAAUUAAUAAACUUAUAUAUGUAUAUUUUCUUUUCACUUUAUGAAAUUGGUAUGUAUUAAUGCAGUCAGUGUAUUCUUUCAGGCCUGUCCAUACUUUCUGUCUCGUGGCCUCAAAGAUGAAGCUGACCUUAUUAUAUGCCCUUACAACUAUUUAAUAGACCCUAUCAUCAGAGAUGCGGUUAGUAGAAAAAAAUUUUGGGUCGGACAUAAGAAUUUUGACAUUAAUUCCAUUAUUAAACACUAACCUUGAAAAGCUGCAAGUCAGAAUCUUGAAAUAUUGAGAGGAAAAAAAUAAAGCCAGCUUGAUGUUUGGUCUUACAGUUGAAGAGCUAUAGAUUAAAUAUCUACAAUUGGUUUUAUUAACCAUUAAAUAGAAAUGAAUAUGAUGUAGAAUUAUAGAUUAAAUAGAAAUGAAUAUGAUGUAGAACUAUAGAUUAAACAUCUAAAGUUGGUUUAAUUAAUCAUCAAAUAGAAAUGAAUAUGAUGUAGAACUAUAGAUUCAACUUCUACAGUUGGUUUUAUCAAAUAGAAAUGAAUAUGAUGUAAAACUUUUUUUUUUUUAAUUCCCAGAUGGCCAUCAGCAUAAAAGGUCAUGUUGUCAUCUUGGAUGAGGCCCAUAACAUCGAGGAUGCAGCCAGGGAGGCAGCCAGUCAAAGUAUUACACAAGAAAGUAUUGUCAAGGCUGUUAGGGACAUAGAGAUACUCAGUGAGUAUAAACAAAAUAGUGUCAGAGCUGUACCUCAACAGAAUGACUAUUUUGUUUAACCAAGUGGAGAAAAAAAAUGUUAAAAAGUCAUUACUCAGUUGUUUCCUGUCUUGAUAUAUUUUCACAAGUUAUCAAAGUUUUUUUCCCCACUAUUCUUCUCAGACUUCUAAUAUAAAUGUUAGUGCCAUUAUAAAUUUUAGUGAGAUACUUUCAAUUCAGGACAUAAGUAAGGAAAAUGGAAGGUGGGUGAAAACCUCCUUAUGUGAACUGUUUUCUAUUUAUCAGAUGGCAUGAAACACACCCAAAAUAUUUUAGCACUGUUAGCUAAAUGACAAUUUUUCCAUUUUCAGUUGAGAGGAACAUUGAUAUUGCUGAUUAUUCCAAGCUCAGGGCUGUGGUGAGGAUUGUUUAUCAAUUUUCAAGAAUAUAAUUUUUUUAAAACAGUUGUCCAUUAAGUUACGUACUUUGAGUGUUACUUACCGUUAUGGUCUUAAAGAUUUAGUGUAUGUUAAUACAAAACAAAUAAAUAACAAAAGAACUGAUCAAACAGUAUGCAAAGAAAAUGAUGCCAACGCUACAGAUAUAAAAAUUUAAUUUAAAUUAAUUUUUAUACAAGUACAAAUUUCAGUACUGAACCUAAAAAACAUAUUAAUGUACAGCAAGUGAAGAAGGGUACAAACCUCAACACACAAAUAUUAAUUUAUGCACACAGUAAUAUAACAUCUCGUAUGUCUUGCUAAGUCUAAAAGGUAAGUCAAGCCUUAUGUUAUACAAGGCUAUACAUAACAGUGAGAAAACAACAAAACUCUUUUUUGUUCUCACUCUUGAGAUGCAACUUGUGUAAAUUGCUUGAUUGCAGAUUACAUAGGAUUGCGUAAACUAGGGUGCCCAAAUCAUGAAUUGGAAAAAACGGGACACACACAAGGAGGGUUUGGGGUGGGAUACCCUCCAGCUAAAAAGUGGAGGCCUCUGCCGGAAACUGUUUUGAAAUAUGCUCAUUUUAACUAUUUUAAGACCUAGAAAUCUUUUAAAAAUUUACCUUCACUUUUGUAAUUUAAUUUAAACUCUGAGGCAUAUCAUAAAAGAAAACAAGAAUUUUGCAGUGAAUACUCAUUUAUUUAUACAUAUAAGAUCUAUGGCAGGGACACUGUCUUUUACGCAGUGUUGGCAGAGUGGUGGAGGGGGAACAGUGCAGCCAUCACGAGCCCAUAUCACUACUGGCACUGGCUACACAGCUAGUCAAAAUUUUAUUUGAAGUUAUAUUAUAAAUUAGGAAAUUUUACUGAUUUGAAAAUGUGUUUCGUUUUAGAAACGGGACGUUAAGGCGUCCCGAGAGACAUUUUCGGGACACAGGGUAGGAUCAUGAAAAAACGGGACAAUCCCAUUUUUACGGGACGUUUGGUCACCCUAACGUAAACACUUUCCUCAAUAUCUAUGAUUUCUUAUGACUGGACUAUACUUUACUUCAACAGCUGCACAACCUUGACACCUUCAUAGAUGAGAACAAGAAUAAAUUGGAGCAGAAAGAUUUUGACAGAGCAUAUAAAAUCUGGUCGGCUUUUCAUAUUGUAGCCCAACUGGAAUCACUGGGUCUUGGGCCAAAACAUUUUCCCAACAUAAAGGUAAGUGAACAUAGGAUUGUGUUUAAGAUAUUCUGGUUUCUGAACAGUCUCAAGCCUAAUUAGAAAUUGGUUUAGAAGAGGCAAUAUUUUUCAGACGUGAGCUGAAAUUGAAAAGAUGGUGGAAAUAUUUCUUUGUUACUAUCAUUGUUGCAACAGGAAGUAAUGAAGUACUACUGCAGUCAUCAAUCAUUUGAUAGAAGUUAUGAUAAAACUUGCCAUUGAUCCAGUUCACACACCAUCCAAUGAAGCCAUUGUGCCAGCUUUCGCUGUUGAAUUAUUUUAAGAAUAUUUAGACAUUUAAUUUCAUGCAUGCUAAAAUUUUCUUUUAUACUCCUGAUGUAUUGAAUUUAAAAUUGUUUGUAUCUUGUAGACGGCUUAUACAUCGGUGAAGUCUGCAGCGGAGGAGAGAAAGGAGGAAUCGUUCAAAAAUGGACUGACGCUUGACCUCCUGGAGAUGAAACCAGCCACAGAUGUUUUGUUGACCCAGAUCUUUCAAGUGCUGGAAUACUUGUACAGAGCUGACAUGAAAUAUGUGGAUGAUUACAGGUGCUUGUCCUGGCUUUAAUACAUUUUUCUUGGUUUGAGUCUAUCCAUUUUUUUUUUAAUUUUUUUUUUAUUUUUAAAGAAAAUCCCUGAAUAUUGAAUCAUAUGAAAUCACAAAUUAUUAAUCAAGCAGAACUUUGGUUUAAACUUAUCAUCAAAUAUUGACAUGGUUUAAGCUUUGUUUAAAAACAUUUAAUUCAGCUAAAUCUUGGUUAUUGUUUUUUCAGGGCUUCUUUGGUGCAGUCAUAUCAGUUUUCCAGAGUCAGUGUAAGAUAUUUUUUGUUUUCAGUGAUUAUAUAUCAUUACUCACGGAAAGAAUAAUGGGCUUGAUUUUCUUACAAGACCAGAAUUUUAAAUACCUUCAAAAGAUAGAUAUUACUGGUUUUUGACAAAUCAAAAUUCUUAUUUUACAUUUAAAAUUCUUGUGGCAUAUUUUUUUUAAAAUAUUUCUUUUUGACUUUUACAGGAUGGUCAGUGGUUAAAUGCAAAGAAUGGAUUCAAUGGUAAUGUUGCCAGUAAAAAGAACAAAGUUGAUUCACGUUACUUUUUUUACAUUAAUUAUAUCAUACUUUUUAAAAAAAUUGAAUCACCUAUAGUAACACAAAAGUAUCGAAUGUUAAAAGUAAUUUGACACAACUGUAGAUGAGUAGCAUUCCUUGUAUUUAAUUUUCAACAAAUGGUAACUGUGCUCUAAACCAGGUCGAAACUACCAGCAAGAAUCCACUGCAGUGUACACGCUUAACUUCUGGUGUAUGAAUCCAGGUGUUGUAAGUCAUUUUUUAUUUAUUUUUACAAGUCCCUAACCUUUAGCACUGUGUCUAUGAAAGUAAUCAAAUUUUAAUUUCUACUAUAAAAGUCCAUUUACUUUAUUUUUCAAACUUGAAGCUUUAAUAUUAAUACUAGAAGAUGUUUCUAACAUCAUUGGAUUCUGAGAGUUUUUCGUCCUCUAUAUGAUAUAGCUUACCUAACUGUUCAAAUACUGUACAAAGAAAACAUUUUCUAAAAAUUUUAAACAUGUCCUUAAAUUUAAAAAAUCUAUGUAUUAUUUUAAAUAUCUGUAACAUUAACGAAUGUAUAUUGAUAUCGUCAUUAAAAAUUCACCCUAAUAUUUUUUCAGUUUAUUUAAAGAAUAUAGUUAAAAUAUUUUUAAAGUAAAAUUUAUUCAAAUGAUAAAAUCUUUAAUAUAAGUGGGUUUGGAAAUAAUGAUAAUAAAUAAACCCCAGCACCAUAAAAAAAAAUUCCUCACCCUUGAAAUGUAAAAACACAAAAUUUUAUUUAAAAUUAUCGAUCAAACUAUUUAAAUGCAAUUUUGAAAAAUAUUGCUUGAUCAGCAUUUUCUUAUUUUAAAUAUAUGUUUAACAUUUUGUUCCAAUUUUUUUCCUUUAUGAAUUUAGUAAAUUGCACAUUUUUUGAGUGAAAAAAAAGUACCUAUACAACCUGUUAACGAUAUGUAAAGCUUAAUUUUGUAUGGUGUGUUGAAACAAUAGUUAGCAAUUCUAAAUAAAUAUUAUAAUUAACUUCUUAUAAAGUUAUUCUUAAUUUUUGUUCCUUGAAUUUAAGCGAAAAUUCGAUAUUGUUUGGAGUUAUUUGAGCCAUUAAUGUAAAUUUUAAUUUCAUUUCACAAUUUUGACUACACAAUAUAUGUUAAAUCUGAUUUUUAGGGCUUCCCCAAAAAAUUCCUUACAAAUUAAUAAUAGUACUACAUAGAUGAUAAAUGAUUGUUGGUAAAAUAGGAAGUCAAUCUUCUUCUAUACAAUAAAGUGUUGGACUGGGAUAAAGCUUUAAAAUAGGUUAAUUAGACAUGAACAAUUUGUGUCACUAUAACAGUAUAAUUUAAGCUCUAAUAAUAAAUUAUAAAUUGGUAAAUGGUAAAUUAUAGAUUUGUUUUUUGUUGACUUUGUACCGCGCUUCGAGCCUUUGGGGAUGAAGCGUGUUUUUGAAAUGAACUUCAUUAUUAUUAAUAAUUUUACAGAAUACAAAAGUAUACUUUUCGGCACAUGCCUUCAUCAGUACAACAAAAAGACAAUGAAAUAAGUAUAAAUUAAAUACUAUACAAUAUCUUAACUCUCACUUUCAGAUAAAAUACUUAAAUUAAUUCUUUAAUUAUUAUAUUAAUUUCCUAUUUGGUACAAAAGUAAAUGAUUCCUUUCAGAAUUCCAAUUAGAUUUAGAAAUUUCAUCUUGAACACAAAUUUGCACGUUCUUUGGUGCAGUAAUAGGGAAUUCUUAUAUUGUGGAUUAAGGAACACUAACAUGGUGACAUAAGCUUAUUCUUAUAAGGUGUUAGUAUUUGCUAUAAAGGGAAGAUCAUUCAAUUUUAUGAAAUAUUUAAAUACUUGACCUCCUGAAUCUAAAAGAAAAAUGCAAUUUUAAAUAGGUCAACCAUGCUAAUGAUUUAAUUUGCACUUUUGCAUGGAGUUUUUGGUUGUUGUUCUUUUCAUGCUACACAACUGACUAUCAUAAUGAAGUUGAUGGGAGACCUCAUUUAUUGUCACUUAAUGAAUGCUUCAUUUAAAGUUCCCAGUAGAUUUCAUCUAGGACAAAAUAAAUGUUAUGCGUUGUGAGCUGACACUGUUUCUGUCCAGGACCUCCUUUUACACGAUGUCUUUGUUUUCUUUCUAUUAUAACUAUCCAUCUCUCGUCUAUAAAUUUUCAAUAAUUAAUAUAUAAUACCCUAAAACUUAUCAAAAUUUUCCUGGCAGCCUUUGAAUAUUUUGAACAUUUUUCCUUGAAAAUACCAGCACUUUGCUACAUUCUGGCUUAAGAUGUCAGUGUGUCCUCAGAUUAAGAUGUCAGUGUGUCAUCAGAUUAAGAUAUCAGUGUGUCAUCACAUUAAGAUGUCUGUGUCAUCAGAUUAAGAUGUCAGUGUGUUAUCAGAUUAAGAUGUCAGUGUGUCAUCAGAUUAAGAUGUCCAUGUGUCAUCACAUUAAAGAUGUCUGUGUGUCAGCACAUUAAGAGGUCUGUGUCAUCAGAUUAAGAUGUCAGUGUGUUAUCAGAUUAAGAUGUCAGUGUGUCAUCAGAUUAAGAGUCAGUGUUCCAUCAGAUUAAGAUGUCAGUGUCAUCAGAUUAAGAUGUCAGUGUGUCAUCAGAUUAAGAUGUCAGUGUGUCAUCAGAUAAGAUGUCAGUGUGUCAUCAGAUUAAGAUGUCUGUGUUUCAUCAGAUUAAGAUGUUAGUGUGUCAUCAGAUUAAGAUGUCAGUGGGUCAUCAGAUUAAGAUGUCAGUGUGUCAUCAGAUUAAGAUGUCAGUGGGUCAUCAGAUUAAGAUGUCAGUGUGUCAUCAGAUUAAGAUGUCAGUGUGUCAUCAGAUAAGAUGUCAGUGUGUCAUCAGAUUAAGAUGGCAGUGUGUCAUCAGAUUAAGAUGUCAGUGUGUCAUCAGAUAAGAUGUCAGUGUGUCAUCAGAUAAGAUGUCAGUGUGUCAUCAGAUUAUGAUGUCCGUGUGUCAUCAGAUUAAGAUGUCAGUGUGUCAUCAGAUUAAGAUGUCCAUGUGUCAUCAGAUUAAGAUGUCCACGUGUCAUCAGAUUAAGAAUUACCCGAACACUCACAAGAAAAUGUUAUUUGUCUCAGGCAUUUUCAGAUUUUGCAGAGACAAGGAGCAUUAUCUUGACCAGCGGCACGUUGUCCCCCCUUGGUUCCUUUCAGUCAGAGCUGGGACUCUCCUUUAGCAUACAGCUGGAAGCUAACCAUGUCAUCAGAGACUCACAGGUAAGUUAUAAAUGUUUAUUUCCAUUUCUUAGCUGUUGUUUUAACAUAAAAGUUCAUUAUCUGGAGCUCAUUUGGGAUCUAAAUAGUAGGACAAGGUAUGUGAAGGAAAUAGUAGAACCAUGCCUUUGUAAGCUUGUAUGGAAAGACAGGACUGUAAGACAAGAACGUUUCAGCUAAGAGCCUUCAUCAGCAGACGUUUAUUAUUAUUUGGUAGUCUACAUUGAAAUACUUGAGUUUAAAUCAUUUAUUUUUUUGCUGGGUUUGCAUUGAUUUGUCAACCAAUUUUUUUUUUUUUUUAAUUUUCUUGGGGUUGAGGAAAACCCUUAGUGAAAAAAAUCUCAACCAUCUGUCAGAAUAGAGCAGAACGUUUGCUAUGGGGUUAACAAGUACCGGUCUUCUCUUUCUUGGCACAAACAUGAUGUAUGUAGGUUCAUUUGAAACUUUUUUUUUUCCCAUUUGUUCUGUCUAUUUUAUACUGAGUUUAUUUUUAGGUGUGGGUGGGCACCAUAGGAUCGGGUCCGACUGGAGGGAAGCUUCAAGCCGUCUUCAGGAAUCUUGAAACAUUCGGUUACCAGGAUGAACUGGGAGGCUUGGUGCUGAGGGUUUGUGAGGUUUGUCAACAAUUUUAUUUGGACCUUGAGAAUUUAAAUCAUCAUCUAAAGAUAAGUUUGGAUGUGUUAAGAAUGUUUAAUUUGAAUCACUUUUACAACAGUGUCCCUCGCAACUUUGGUUCUUUUAGUUAGCUGUAUGUGACUCUUGUGAGUGUCAAAUGUGUCACAUUGUGAGAGUCAAACUGUCGCAUGCACAAUUUUUUUUUGUAUAACUAUUUAUUUUUAAAUUAUCAGAUUGUUCCAUAUGGAGUGCUGUGUUUCUUGCCUUCAUAUAAAGUUCUGGAGAAAGUGACAAGUCGAUGGGAGGUAAAAAUAUAAGUUUUUUGCUUUGUUUUUUUUUCUUGGGUCAAAAUAAUUUUUUUUGAAAAUUGAGAAUGUUUGCAUUGUUUAAACACAAAGAUAAAAAAAGACUCCGAUGAAUAUUUUGUUAUCAUUUUGUUGAAAUUGAUAUUUUAUUUUGUUAAAUAUAUUCCAGAGCACUGGUCUCAUGAAGAAAUUGUCUCACAUAAAAAAGAUCAUUAAAGAACCACGUGGCUCAGACAAAUUAGACUUUGAGGGCCAGAUGGAUAUUUUCUAUGAGGCCAUGAAAACAACUGGUGCCGAUGAGGGUAAUAUAGUUUGUGGUGUUUUUUUUUCAACCUAACACCAUCCAUAAUUAUCAUCAGUGUUAAGCUCCUACAAGGAUUUCCUACAAAAUAAAAUUUAAUCCACUUCACUCCUUGAGAUUUUUACUUAAAAUUUACUUACUUUGUUAAUGUUAGGUAGAUGUUCUUGCAUUGCCUUAGCCUUGAACUUUCUUAAUCCGAUACAGAUGAAGCAAACACUAAUGGAGCCAUUUUCUUUGCCGUCUGUAGAGGAAAAGUCAGUGAAGGCUUAGAUUUUGCCGACAACUUUGCUAGAGCUGUCAUCAGUGUGAGUUCAAUUAUAUUACCAUUUGACUAGUUGCAUGGCUAGUAUCAACAAUUGAUGGGGGGGGGAUCUCAAGUUGAUUUUAAAAAAAUUAGCUUUAUCACUUGCUUAGGAUGUUGAAUGGAAACACAUAGAUCAAAAAGAGUUGAAAUCAUAUUGUGAGAGGGGGGGGGGGGACACAUCAGAAGAAGAGAUUAAAAAAUUGUCAAGUUCAGAUUUUCACCAUUUUAUACCAAAAAUAUAUUUAUCUUUUUUUUGUAAAUAAGUUUCAAUAUAAGUUAUAAGAGAAUUAAUUUAAUAAUUUAACCUGAAUUUUUUGGUUCUCUCACUCAGGUGGGCAUUCCAUUUCCUAACUACAAAGAUGUUCAGGUAAAAAUAAUGAUUUUAAUGCUGCUUCAGAAUUGUGUUACUUUAAUUUGUUACAGAUAUAUCAUUUUAAUACGUUUCUUGGUUUUGAAAAAAAAUUAGGGUUAGGGCUUUAAAUGGUUAUAGCUGUAUAACAAGGUUAAUAGCCAGAGUGUGCAUUUGCUCACUCAAUAACCUGUAAUGUGGCUAGCAAAGAUCAAGAACUUAAAUUUUAUUUCCUUGUACCUCAGGUAGAACAAAAGAGACAGUACAAUGACAACCAUCGUAAAAGUCGUGGCCUACUGAGUGGACAACAGUGGUAUGAGAUACAAGGAUUUCGGGCCCUCAAUCAGGCCCUGGGGAGGUGUAUCAGGCACAGGUAGAUUUUUUAAUGAACUUUAAACUUGUAAAACAAAGGCUAAACAUAAACCUACUCGGCAUCCAAGAGUUCAGGUAAUGGUAGGUUGUUGAAAUGUACGUCUCAAUGUCCAGUGUUCAUCUAACCUAGACUACUUGUUUGGACAUUGUCUCUCACUUCGUCCCCACAGACCAGUGCAACUGAUGCCAUUCCAAUACACUAAACCCUGAACAGUUUGUUGCACGCUAUACGUUUUUUACACAUCAUCACAACAUGGCACAGUAAUGUAUGCUGUACUUAAAAUCCAAUGGGUUAAGAAAAUCAAAGUACUUCCUUAAAAAUACAUCCCGCCGAAGUCCGCAACACACAAGCUAAACAGUGAAUAUCCUUCAACUCUGCUGUACGGCCAUCUGCCCACCAUAACAAAAACAAAACUAACACACCAUUUCCCCUUACCCAACUCACAUAAUAGAUAAGGCUACACAUAUACUCCCUACACCAAACAUCUUUUCCAUUCCAAACAUAACAACAGUGAUUCUCAUGCCCUUGGCAUAGGUGUAUCAGGCGCUCGUAGAUGAUAUCACCUUGUGGACAGGAUGUGUGCAAUAUGGAACAGCUGUUUUAUUUUAUAAAUUUAUUUAGCGGGGAUAAAAUAAAAUUAUUUACAAUAAAUUUCAUAAAAUAUAGCCAUAAUAAUUAAACAUAAAUGUGCAGAAGUAAAUGUGAAUGUUAAAUAUUUCCUAACAACAGUAUUCUCUUCUUUCCCCCCCGCCCCCAAAAGGCAAGAUUGGGGAGCUUUGAUUAUAGUGGAUGAGAGAUUCCUCAAAGAUCCACCCAAGUACUGUAAUGGUAAGCCUUGAGAUUCUUUCUGUUUUGACAAAGCACCUCCUUUGUCUACAAACUUUUCAUUAAAAUCCUUGCAGUUGUCAAAUCUGCUUCACGCAUUCACCAUGAGUCCAGUUGUUGCUCUGUUUGUCGUGCACAUUUACUAUCUGUGAAAAGUCAUGUUAUUGGUUUUUGUGACAUUUUCUGAUUUAGACUGCUUAAAAUUCAAUCAGAGAACCUGGUUGAGCUCAUGACACAUUUUGUUUUCUAAUGCCACUGAUGUCAACAUUGUUAGCAGUCAUCUCUGUUCAUUGAUGUCAACAUUGUUAGCAGUCAUCUUUGUGUUCAUAGAGCUCAUUUAAGAGCUUAUUGUUUUAUAUUAUUUCUAUAUGAAAUUGUCCAUUCCUUUCAGGCUUGUCCAAGUGGGUUCGUAACAAGAUUCAACCCUUUCAGGAGUUCUCUAAAGCUAUGAACUCUUUGUGUGAGUUUAUCACUGUCAGGAUGGAGGCUGACAAGGAAUCCAAG
Lymnaea stagnalis (great pond snail) is the source of this 12643-nucleotide messenger RNA. Lineage: Eukaryota; Metazoa; Mollusca; Gastropoda; Lymnaeidae. The record is from the annotation of a GenBank genome assembly.